Molecule: messenger RNA, 1311 nt
Organism: Musa acuminata subsp. malaccensis (wild Malaysian banana)
Lineage: Eukaryota; Viridiplantae; Streptophyta; Magnoliopsida; Zingiberales; Musaceae
Product: patatin-like protein 2
Biological process (GO): lipid metabolic process
Molecular function (GO): glycerophospholipase activity; monoacylglycerol lipase activity
Source: RefSeq, a predicted model, not a curated record
AUGGAGAGAUCAAAAUCGAUCGUCAAGCAGGCCUCUACGUGUGGGAAGUUGAUCACCAUUCUGAGCAUAGAUGGGGGCGGAAUAAGAGGAGUUAUCCCUGCCACCAUCCUCAGCUUCUUGGAGUCGGAGCUUCAAAAACUCGACGGUGACGACGUAAGGAUUGCAGAUUAUUUCGACGUGAUCGCUGGAACAAGCACCGGUGGUCUCGUCACAGCGAUGUUAGCAGCACCUGACGAGAACAAUCGCCCGCUCUUUGCAGCCAAAGACAUGAAGUCUUUUUACCUUGAACACAGCCCAAAAAUCUUCCCGCAAAUUGGAGGAUUUCUGGCUCCAGUUAGAAGGAUGUUCCGAUCUCUAUGGGGACCCAAGUACAGCGGCACAUAUUUGCACUCUCUUAUCAGGGAAAAGCUAGGAGGUGUGCGUUUGCAUGAAACCUUAACGAACGUGAUAAUCCCUACUUUCGAUAUUAAGCAGCUCCACCCAACCAUCUUCUCCAGCUAUGAGGUGAAGCGUAAGAGCAGUUUGGAUGCCUGCCUCUCCGACAUCUGUAUCGGCACGACCGCAGCUCCGACGUACUUCCCAGCCCAUUACUUCGAAACAAAGGAUUCCGAAGGGAGCAGUAGUCGGGAGUUUCACCUCAUUGAUGGUGGAAUAGCCGCCAACAACCCGGCGUUGGUUGCUGUGGGAGAGGUGACGAAGGAGGUGCACAAGAAGAACCCAGAUCACUUCAAUCGCGAGGCCGUGGACUACCGUAAGUUUCUACUGAUAUCACUAGGCACAGGCUCAGCUAAGGUCGAAGGGAAGUAUCGUGCGAAGAGCGCAAGCCGGUGGGGAGUUUUCGGCUGGCUGCUUGGUGGUGGAUCUACUCCUUUAGUCGAUGUGUUGAUGCAGUCAUGUGCUGACAUCGUUGACAUUCAUCUCUCGGUGGUGUUUAAAGCUCUUCGAUCAGAGUCCAAUUAUCUUCGCAUCGAGGAUGACACCUUAACUGGGGCAGUCUCAUCUGCUGACAUCUCUACAGAGGAGAACCUUGACGAUCUUGUGAGUGUAGGAGAGAGGCUACUGAAGAAGCCAGUUUCAAGGGUCAAUUUGGAGACGGGCGUUUUCGAACCGGUGGGAAAUGGAGAAGGAACAAACGAAGACGCGCUCAGAAGGUUUGCGAGACUUCUGUCGGAUGAGAGACGACUCCGUAAACUUCGAUCUCCAGCCAGUGGUGGAAAUCACCAUCGAAUUCAAGAAUACGUAACUCCAAAGGAUCGGAUACGUGCCGUAAAAACUACACGAGCUAUUCCAACUUCUUCCUAAUUGCUUUGG